AGUUAGCGCGCCGGUUGACACGGGACUGAUUGAACGUGACACAAUCAGAUUGCUCUCCGCGAAACUGUAACCGUUUGGCGGAUAUCAAGUUUUCUUCAGUUCAAACAUUAUCUGUGUCGCAAACACUGUGAUUUCGGUACAUUUUUAUUUUGUUUGAGGAACUUGGUUGUUUUGCCUGUUGUUACAAUUUUUCUGGUUAUGAUGCGUUUUGUGUUUUCCUUGUUCCCGCUGGUGAAGCAGCCACGAGUUCAAAGGAGGGCAGAUUUGUGCCUCAGCCUUUUCUAACCGGUGACGACUGAAACGAAGUGCGAUCAAACGACUCCAGCUGUGCCCAUUGACGAAGUCAACUGCGCCGCGACACGCAGCGGCUCGAGCUCCUGCAGGAUUUAGCGCUCAAGCCAGCCUCCUCGACGCACUGGUCUGGUGCGAAAGAGACACUUUUCUCUCUCUCUCUCUCUCUCUCUCUCUCUCUUUCUCUUUCUCACACACAGACAAUAAACCAACAUUGUCUACCCUUGUCACCUAUCCUCCCCUUUCUCUCGGACUCGCUCACAUCCAGCGCCCCGAGAACGAAGUUGUGUCCAGCGCACCGACCUUAGCCGAUUUCCGCCCGUCGUUGAUCCGACGCAGCCCAACCCUGGAUUCAAUACUUUUAAUCAAUGGACAGAGCCUCCUCAACGGCCAGCAGAGGUACAGACACGCCAUAAGCAGUGAGUACAGGCCCUUACCCUCUGGCAUUAGCUCCCCCUGGUGGUUGGAGGGGGAUGGAGCGCGGUGGUGGGGAGAGCCCCCGUAUGCAGGACAGUCCUGAGCGGGAGCGACGGGGGGGCAGCCCGGAACUCAGCGGACCACCGCCAGGGAAGAUGGGGCGUCUGGAGCGCAACGGGAGCCCCACUGGGCCAUGUCUCCUACACCACAACGGCAACCCACACGGACCCCUGGGAGGUCUGAUGAUCCCAGUAUUCUGUGUGGUGGAGCAGGCAGGGCUGGACGGAGGGAUGCAGCGUGAGGAGGUGGAGAGGAGCGAGGGCCACAGGGAGGAGCAUGCUGAGUUUGUCCUGGUCAGGAAAGACAUCCUCUUCAAUCAGCUGGUGGAGACGGCCCUGCAGGCCCUGGGGUACUCCCACAGCUCUGCUGCUCAGGCUCAGGGCAUUAUCAAGGUGGGCCAUUGGAACCCUCUGCCCAUCCACUUCCUAACAGACGCUCCUGAAGCCACAGUGGCUGACAUGCUGUUGGACGUCUAUCACAUGGUCACUCUCCACAUACAGCUACAGAGCUUUGCCAAGCUGGAGGAUCUUCCGUCAGAGCAGUGGAACCACGCCACGGUGAGGAACGCUCUUAAGGAGCUUCUCAAGGAGAUGAACCAAAGCACACUGGCUAAGGAGUGCCCACUGUCACAGAGUAUGAUUUCCUCGAUAGUAAACAGCUCCUACUAUGCCAAUGUCUCCACUGCCAAAUGCCAGGAGUUUGGACGCUGGUACAAGAAGUAUAAGAAAAUCAAAGGAGACUAUCAGGAGAAGAUGUGGUCAGGAAGAGAACAUUCUGAAAUCAAAGUGGAGAGAGACAGCCUGGCAGACUUCUAUGUCCUGGGCCAGCGUCCCCCUCCCCACCUGGCCAGCCUGAUCCAGCUCAGCCACCUCAGAGGGGGUGGAGGUGCUCUCCUCAAGGGUGGCUCCGGGGACCCCCCCUCCCAACCCUCCCAACAACAACAACAAUCCCAACAACAACACCCCCUCGCCCCAUGGCCAGCACCACAACAGCCCCCUCUACGUGGCCAGGUCCCCCCUCCCGGCCCUCCAACCUCCCUCCAACCUCUCCUCGGCCCAGGCGGGCUUCUCUCCCCCCAGCUCAGCCCUCAGCUGGUUCGACAGCAGCUAGCCAUGGCUCACCUCAUCAACCAGCAGCUAGCUGUUAGCCGCCUGCUAGCCCACCAGCAUCCACAGGCCCUCAACCAGCAUUUCCUCAACCACCCUCCCAUCCCUCGCCCUUCCAAGGCAGGGGCCCCUGGGGACCCUGGGAGCAACCCGUCUGCUGCGGAGGUCUCCAUUGAUAUCUACCAGCAUGUCAGGGAGGAACUGAAGAGGGCCAGCGUCUCACAGGCUGUGUUCGCCCGCGUGGCCUUCAACAGAACACAGGGCCUGCUGUCGGAGAUUCUGCGGAAGGAGGAGGACCCUCGCUCUGCCUCUCAGUCCCUGCUGGUCAACCUCAAAGCCAUGCAGAACUUCCUCAUCCUCCCUGAGGGGGAGAGAGACCGUAUUUACCAGGAGGAGCGUGAGCGCAGCAUCAACCCCUCUGUCGGCCUGCCCCCUACCCCUACCUCCAGCCCCGGGGGCCCCCGCCUCUCUCAGGAUCUAUUUAGACCGACCAUCACUAACCAUGUCCCAUACCACCUCAUGCAGAAGGUGUGGGAGAGAGGUCUGGACGAACAGCUCACUCCUGAUGCCUGGGCUGCUAUCUGGAAAAACAAGACCAAAGCCUCCUCUGUGCCCAAGCCACCAGGCCCCAACCCAGACCUGCCCCUGAAGCUGGAGUCUCUGGUCAACAUCACGUCAGGUAUCUAUGAUGAGAUCCAGCAGGAGAUGAAGAGGGCCAAGGUGUCUCAGGCGCUGUUCGCCAAGGUGGCUGCCAACAAGAGCCAGGGCUGGCUGUGUGAGUUGCUGCGGUGGAAGGAGAACCCUAGCCCAGAGAACCGUACUCUGUGGGAGAACCUGUGUACCAUCCGGAGGUUCCUGACCCUGUCCCAGACAGAGAGGGACAUGGUGUAUGAAGAGGAGUCAAGGCACCACCACAGUGAGAGAGUCCACACUGUACUACACCUGCCCCAAGACCCACAGUUCUACUGUUUUUCUCACCAGGCGUUGCACAGGCAACUCCCACAGCCCCUGAAGCACCACUCCCCCAUGCGCGAGGACCCCGUGCCCGCCCAGGGUAACGAGGAAGGGUCACAGAACGUUGAAAGAGGUGGUGGUGGGGGUGGCUGCACGGGCGGCCCAGGAGUCGGUGGUUCCAUGGUCGUUAAGAAGCCUCGGUCGCGCACUAAGAUCUCUCUAGAAGCCCUGGGCAUCCUGCAGAGCUUCAUCCAAGACGUGGGUCUGUACCCCGACCAGGAAGCUAUCCAUACCCUGUCAGCCCAGCUGGACCUGCCCAAACACACCAUCAUCAAGUUCUUCCAGAACCAGCGCUACCAUGUCAAGCACCACGGCCGGCUGAAGGAGCUGGGGGAGGGGGCUGGCGGCGUGGACGUCAGCGAAUACAGAGACGAGGAGCUCCUCUCCAGCUCAGAAGACCCUGAGUCCAGUGAGGAUGGUCACGAGGAGAUGUACCCCACUACUGAGAGGGAAGGAGGGGAGAGAGAGAGCAACGCAGCAGGGUCAGCCUCUUCCCUGGCCCCAGCCCCAGGCCAGUCUUCAGUGACCAGUAUGGGAGCCAUGGAGGAGAGCAAGGACAAGGGGCAUUCUUAUGGUCUGGGUGGGGGCCGAGCCAGCUCCCUGCCCCCUAGUAGCUCCUCAUCCAGUCCCAGAGAACAGGCUGACUUCCAGAGAUAGAGACCCAGAGACUAGAUGAGACACUGGAAGAGAUGGGCGGAGACAUGAGAGACAUGAGAGACAGAGAGACAUGAGAGACAGAGAGACACGAGAGAGAGAGAGAGAGAGAGAGAGAGAGAGACAGAGACGAGGGGAAAGGAAUGGGAACAAAACACUGGGAGAGGGGAAGAGAGGCAUAGAUGAGACAAUGAGAGACUCACUGACACACACACACACACAAAUAUAAACAGACAGAAGCGAUCCUAAGGAGGGCUCGUCAAAGAGGGAUUUCAGUAAAAAUACAAUUUGUUACCUCAGCAACAGGGAUAUGCCAUGAAAGAGCAGCCAUGUGGAACAGUUAGAAUAGUAUGUUCACUGAACCAAUAGACAGAGAGAAAACCAAACACACACAUCUCACCCCUGUCCACAAGAGGAACUCGCCACAUCAACACCACUCUUGAAUUGAGCCAAUCCCAAAAUUCAGCUUUACCCAAGAGGGCCGGCUCUCAUCUGCUCUGUCCAAUGACUACUCUCCCUAAUGUCUCAACCACACCCACAUGCUGAGCACUUGUCCUGAUUUCGAUGUUGGGUCUUGAGUCAGGCCCCUAACUGACACUCAUAGACUGAAUACUGGGGGCCUGCUCAGACCUCCUUCCUCCUAUGGUCCCUCAGCUCCAGAUCUACAGCACAUAACUGGCUGCUGUAGCUGUCCUCCAACUCCUCCCCCUCUCCGCCCCACUAGUCAUUCUAGUCUUUGGUCUUUGACACCGUUGGCAGUUUGAGUGGGUGGUUGGACAGCGGAUGGGUGUUGGGUGGAGGUAGGAACAGUGGUAUGGGGGAAUUCACCAAUGAUAAACACAUAUGGUUUAAGUCCAGAAUGGAAGCUUAUGGUAUUUAAAAAAUGCCCCCUACCCCCUGCCCCCUACCCCCUAACCCCUGCCCCCUACCCCCUAACCCCUGCCCCCUAACCCCUGCCCCCUGCCCCCUACCCCCCACUCUAAAUAUGGUUCUUUCUCUCUAUCACUGUACAGCAGUUAUUACAUACUGAGGUUUAAUAUGGCCACUGAGGUUUAUGAGGACACUACUAGCUGAACAUAUCAUGGUUUAGGACAUAAAAGAGGACAGCCUUGUGAGGACAAUGAGGACCCAGUGGUGUACAAGGACACUCAGGAUAACAGUUACUCUGGUCUGUCCUCUGUCCCCCCUGCAUACCCAACCUCUCCCUAUGUGGAGAGAAACAGGGAGGGACACAACAGAAUGGAGGUUCAGCAAUCAAUCAAUCAGCAACUUUCUGUGCGCUAGCCCACCCCUUCACUCUUCCUCUCUCUUUCCCCCAUCCCUCGUUCCCUUCUUCAUUCUCUCUCUCUAUAAUUGGUGCCCACAGUGUCCCCUUCCACCACACCUACCCACAUGUAACUUCUCCACCAUAUUUAUUGCUAUCUUUAUCCAUGAUUAUCAUUAUCAUUAUGGUUGUUAUUGUUGUUAUUGUUGUCAUAGCUGUUUAUUUUUUUCCUCUAUUUUCAUGCUUGUAAUAUUGGCUUUGGUGGUUGUUUUGGUAACGUGAGACGUUUUUUGAGACAUGAGAAACACACACUGCCGAACAAGAGCGGAAGAAAAACCAGAAAAGAAGCAGUUACUGUGACAUUUAUCAAAGUAGAAAUCCAUGUUGUGUCUAAGCAACUCACACGUUUUUCCAAAGGGAGACGGACUGAAACUGGAAUCCAAAGAGUAAAGGAAACACAAUGAAUUAACUGAGGUUUUGUUACAGAUGUUACCAAUCUGACAUGUUUGGAGCCGUUGGACAACACGGCAGGCUUGACCUCUGUGUGUUAUGUACAAGUGUGUCUACAGUUCAGUACAAAUCCUUAUCUGAGAGCGGGUACUUAAGUCGAAGGAUGCUAGAGAGAGGGAAUAGGGUGACAUUGGGGGCACAGACAAAGUAACAGAGUAACCAUUAUUUACCUGUCUGUCUCUAGGCAGCUGAAUGACCUGUCUUGUACUGUAAUUCAUUAAUCAAUCAUACAAUACAUUGUGUUUUAUCGCUAUGAUUCUGUCGAUCUUUAUGAAUCAGGGUUAAAUCUUGUUUCUGUAUGUCAAAUGUCAUGUGAUCCAGUGACACGCCAUACACAUAGAGGACUGUCAUAGAGGACUGUCAUAGAGGACUGUCAUAGAGACUGUCAUAGAGGACUGUCAUAGAGGACUGUCAUAGAGGACUGUCAUAGAGGACUGUCAUAGAGACUGUCAUAGAGGACUGUCAUAGAGGACUGUCAUAGAGACUGUCAUAGAGGACUGUCAUAGAGGACUGUCAUAGAGGACUGUCAUAGAGGACUGUCAUAGAGACUGUCAUAGAGGACUGUCAUAGAGGACUGUCAUAGAGGACUGUCAUAGAGGACUGUCAUAGAGGACUGUCACAUCCAUCAGAGAGUGAAUACCAAGCCAUGACCCAGAACAAGUAUUUUCAUACUUCCCCAGUUCCCACCCCACGUCCUGCCACAACACACACACACACACACAUGCACACGGACACGCGCACGCACGCACGCGCACGCACGCACACACACACACACACACACACACACACACACACACACACACACGCACGCAGAGGGACUGUGGCUAGCCCUGCAUUUCUCCAUGCCAAUCAAUUAGAGGCCUCCCUAAAGCCUCAUGACUGAGGUUUCUAAUAAGAGGCAGCGCACAGGGACUCACAGUAAUUCACAUGGAAAGGCUGCUGGCUGAAUGGUUGGCUGGGUAGCAGGCUGGUUGGCUGGGUAGCUGGCUGGCUGGUUGGCUGGGUAGCUGGCUGGCUGGUUGGCUGGGUAGCUGGUUGGCUGGGUAGCUGGC
Molecule: messenger RNA, 6368 nt
Organism: Oncorhynchus tshawytscha (Chinook salmon)
Lineage: Eukaryota; Metazoa; Chordata; Actinopteri; Salmoniformes; Salmonidae
Product: DNA-binding protein SATB2
Exons: 13
Coding region: 765-3545 (926 amino acids)
Biological process (GO): chromatin remodeling; regulation of transcription by RNA polymerase II
Molecular function (GO): RNA polymerase II cis-regulatory region sequence-specific DNA binding; DNA-binding transcription factor activity, RNA polymerase II-specific
Source: RefSeq, a predicted model, not a curated record